CGAGAAAGAGAAAGAGCGAGAAAGGAAAAGAGCGAGAGAGAGAAAGAGCGAGAGAGAGAAAACAAGGGAGAGAAAGAGCGAGAAAGAGAAAGAGCGAGAGAGAGAAAGGAGAGAGAAAGCAAGAGAGAGAAAGAGCGAGAGAGAGAAAGAGCGAGAGAGAGAAAGAGCGAGAGGAGAAAGAGCGAGAGAGAGAAAGAGCGAGAGAGAGAAAGAGCGAGAGAA
Molecule: messenger RNA, 222 nt
Organism: Cherax quadricarinatus
Lineage: Eukaryota; Metazoa; Arthropoda; Malacostraca; Decapoda; Parastacidae
Source: RefSeq, a predicted model, not a curated record